This is a messenger RNA of Dictyostelium discoideum AX4, 660 nucleotides long. RefSeq lists its product as hypothetical. Gene Ontology annotation, cellular component: mediator complex; nucleus. Gene Ontology annotation, molecular function: transcription coregulator activity. The record is from RefSeq and is a predicted model, not a curated record. Lineage: Eukaryota; Evosea; Eumycetozoa; Dictyosteliales; Dictyosteliaceae. Bases 1 to 660 code for a protein of 219 amino acids. The transcript has 3 exons. Gene Ontology annotation, biological process: regulation of transcription by RNA polymerase II.
AUGGAACAACAACAACCACAGCAACAAAACGAUGGUCAACAACAGCAACAGCAACAGCAACAGCAUCAACAACAACAACAACAACAACAACAACAACAACAACAACAACAACAAAGUGAACAAGAAAGAAUAUAUAAUAAAAAACAAGAGCAUUUACCUUUAUUACAAACAGUUGAAGAAUUAGUAGAAGAGUUAAGACGAUCUUUAAUUGUUGUAGAAGAAUUUCAAACACCAAGUCAACAAUUAUUAUUUGAUAAAUUGAAUAAAAUAAUUAAUCUUUAUGAAAAGAUUGAAAGUAAUAGACAUAUUGUAAAUGAUGUUGAAAUACCUUUAGAAAUAUUUAGAGUUAUUGAUCAAAGUAAAAACCCUGAUUUAUAUGUAAAAGAAACAUUACAAAAUUGUCUCUCUGCAAAUGAAAAAACAAAAGGAAAAAUUGAAUCUAUUAAAAAUUUUAAAAAAGAAUUAGAAUCCCAUAUCUCUGAAUCAUUUGCAAGUGAAUAUGCUGAAUAUAAACUUUUAACUCAAAAAAAAGAAACACAAGAACAACAAAAUGAUGAUCAAAUCAAAGUUGAUGAUAGUAAUAAUAAUAAUAAUAAUAAUAAUAAUAAUAAUUAUAAUAAUAAUAAUAAUAAUAACAAUAAUAAUAUUAAUAAUAAUUAA